GCCGUUCUUCGUUACACUGGUAUUUCCUGUCGCUCUUUUUCGUAAGAGUUGGCUGCCUGCUACAUUGUCGGCUGUUUAUUCAAUCAAACGUGUACCUCGUGCCAUUGUAAGAUGCGGUUUCCAUGGAGACCCUUGGCACUGUGUUGCUCAGCCCCUGGGAGACGGGCAUCAUCAUCAGUUCCCGAGGGCAUCCAGAGCUUUGUGCCCGCCAGCAGCACCAUCGAUGCCCACACCCUGGAGCAGCUACAGGCCUUCUUGUCCCGUGCCACGCGCCUCUUCGUCAUCACUGGGGCGGGUCUGUCCACAGAGUCUGGCAUUCCAGACUACCGCUCAGAGGGGGUGGGUCUCUACGCCCGCACAGACAGGCGACCUAUGCAGUAUGCAGAGUAUAUACGCAGCGCCAAGUCUCGUCAGCGCUAUUGGGCUAGGAACUAUAUGGGCUGGCCACAGUUCUCCUCUCAUCAGCCGAACUCUGCCCACCUGGCUCUGCAGCAGUGGGAGGAGCAGGGAAAGGUACACUGGCUGGUAACUCAGAAUGUGGACGCGCUUCAUUCCAAGGCAGGCCAUCAAGGACUGACUGAACUGCACGGCUGCGCACACAGGGUGUUGUGUCUGGGCUGUGGUGCCGUGUCUCCAAGGGAGGACCUCCAGAAGCGGUUCAAAGCACUGAACCCUAGCUGGGGUGCACAGGCAGGAGGUGUGGCUCCCGAUGGUGAUGUCUUCAUUGAGGACGAGCAGGUCCUCCACUUCAGAGUGCCUUCAUGUAAGGAUUGUGGGGGCAUAUUGAAGCCAGAGGUGACAUUCUUUGGGGACACAGUGAACCGAAGGACAGUGCAGUUUGUACAUGAGAGACUAGCUGAGUCCGAUGCGGUUCUUGUCGCUGGAUCUUCUUUGCAGGUGUAUUCUGGAUACAGAUUCCUACUGGCAGCAGCUGACCAGAAGAUCCCAGUAGCCAUCUUGAACAUUGGGUCUACCAGGGCCGACCACCUGGCAGAGUUCAGAGUCAGUGCUCGUUGUGGGGAGGUAUUGUCUGUCAUUCAGCCUCACUGACCACAAAGACAGACGGAAGGCCUCACUAGGACUUUAGUCACUGAUCCACAGAUACCGUUGUAUUGUUUUGAGAACUAUUCAGUGGGCUCUACUAUUCUAACUCUUGGUCAACCUGGCAGCAAUGCAAUCAGCUUUAGGACAUUGGGCUGAAGUGAUGGACACUACUAGUAACCAGGAAUCAUGUGUUAUGGGCUUGUACAUGUACAGUGCCUUUAGAAAGUAUUCAAAUCUCUGUACCCCACAGAUACAAUUAUCUGUAAGGUCCCUCAGUCGAGCUGUGAAUUUCAAACACAGAUUCAACCACCAGGGAAGUUUUCCAAUGCCUUGCAAAAGGCACCUAUUGGUAGAUGGGUAAAAUAAAAAGCAGACGUUGAAUAUCCCUUUGAGCAUGGUGAAGUUAUUAAUUACACUUUGGAGGGUGUAUCAAUACACCCAGUCACUAACUACAAAGAUACAGGCGUCUUUCCUAACUCAGUUGCCAGAGAGGAAGGAAACCACGGAAUAGAGCCAAGUACAGUCAAAGUCCUAGAGUAAAACCUGGUUUAGUCUGCUUUCCAACAGACACUUUGAGAAAAAUUCACCUUUCAGCAGGACAAUACCCUAGAAUACAAGGCCACCUAUACACUGGUUGCUUACCAAGAUGACUUUGAAUGUUCUAGUUACAGUUCUGAGUGGCCUAGUUACAGUUUUGACUUAAAUCGUCUUGAAAAUCUAUGGCAAGACUUUAAAAUGGCUGUCUAGCAAUGAUCAACAACCAACUUGACAAAUUAUUUUUUAAAGUAUAAUGUGCAAAUAUUAUACAAUCCAGGUGUGCAAAGCUCUUAGAGACAUACCCAGAAAGACUCACAGCUGAAGGCCUAAUCCCUGCCAAAGAUUAGUUUAACAUGUAUUGAUUCAGCGGUGUGAAUAGCUUAUAGCACAAAAAGUUUAUAUUUUUAAAAUGUUGUGCACAAAUUUGUUUACAUCUCUGUUAGUGAUCAUUUCUCCUUUGCCAAGAUAAUCCAUCCACCUGACAGGUGUGGCAUAUUAAGAAGCUGAUUAAACAGCAUGAUCAUUACACAGGUGCACCUUGUACUGGGGACAAUAAAAGGCCACUCUACAAUGUGCAGUUUUCUCACACAACACAAUGCCACAGAUGUCUCAAGUUUUCAGCGAGCAUGCAAAUUGGCAGGCUGACUGCAGGAAUGUCAAUCAGAGCUGUUGCCAGAGGAUUUGAAUGUUAAUUUAGCUACCAUAAGCCACCCCCAAUGUCAUUUUAGAGAAUUUGGCAGUACGUCCAACUGGACGGAUCGUAUAAGACCAGCCACCCGGACAGCUGAUGAAACUGGGUUUGCACAACUGAAAAAUGUCUGCACAAAUUGUCCGAAACCAUGUCAAGGACGUUCAUCUGUGUGCUCGUCAUCAUCACCAGGGUCUUGACCUGACUGCAGCUCAGCGUUGUAACCAACUUCAGUGGGCAAAUGCUCACCUUCGAUGGCCACUGGCUCGCUGGAGAAGUGUGCUCUUCACGGAUGAAUGCCAGUUUCAACUGUCCUGGGCAGAUGGCAGACAGCUUGUAUGGCGUCGUGUGGGAGAGCGGUUUGCUGAUGUUAAUGUGAACAGAGUGCCCCAUGGUGGCAGUGGGGUUAUGGUAUGGGCAGGUAUUAGCUACGGAUAACAAACACAAUUGCAUUUUAUCGAUGGCAAUUUGAAUGCACAGACAUACCGUGACAAGAUAACGAGGCCCAUUGUGCCAUUAAUCUGCCGCCAUCACCUCAUGUUUCAGCAUGAUAAUGCACAGCCCAAAGUCGCAAGGAUCUGUACACAAUUCCUGGAUGCUGAAAAUGUUCCAUUUCUUCCAUAGCCUGCAUACUCACCAGACAUGUCACCCAUUGAGCAUGUUUGGGAUGCUCUGGAUUGACAUGUAUGACAGUGUGUUCCACAGUCAUUUGAAGAGUGGGACAACAUUCCACAGGCCACAAUCAACAGCCUGAUCAACUCUAUGCAAAAUAUAUAUGUCAUGCUUUGUAACCGAUGUGAAAUGGCUAGCUAGUUAGCGGGGUGCUUGCUAAUAGCAUUUCAAUCGGUGACGUCACUCGCUCUGAGACCUUGAAGUAGUUGUUCCCCUUGCUCUGCAAGGGCCACGGCUGUGGAGCGAUGGGUAACGAAUCUUCGAGGGUGGCUGUUGUCUAUGUGUGCAGAGGGUCCCUGGUUCGAGACCAGGUAGGGGCGAGGAGAGGGACGGAAGCUAUACUGUUACAGUUGCAUGAGGCAAAUGGUGCUCACACCAGAUACUGACUGCUUUUCUACAUUUUUUUAAGGUACCUGUGACCAACAUAUGCAUAUCUGUAUUCCCAGUCAUGUGAAAUCCAUAGAUUAGGGCCUAAUGAAUGAAUUUCAAUUGACUGAUUUCCUUAUAUGAUCUGUAGCUCAGUAAAGUAUUUGAAAUUGUUGCAUGUUGCAUUCAUAUUUUUGUUGUGUAAAUUAGAUUUAUGCAUUGAAAUGAAAAUACAUUUGCAAACAUUUCUAAAAACAUGUUUUCACAGUGUGGUAGCCAUUAUGAGGUAUCGUGUUUAGAUGGGUGAGAAAAAAACAUCUGUUUAAUCCAUUUUGAUUUCAGGCUGUAAGACAUGUGUCAAACUCAUUCCACAGAAGGCCGAGGGUCUAUGGGUUUUCACUCCUCCCUUGUACUUGAUUGAUGAAUGAAGGUCACUAAUUAGUAUGGAACUCCACUCACCUCGUUGUCUAGGUCUUAAUUGAAAGGAAAAAAAAACAGCAGACACUAGGCCUUCCAUGGAAUGAGUUUGACACCCCUGCUGUAAUACCACAAAAUGUGGAAUAAGUCAAGGGGUAUGCAUACUUUCUGAAGGCACUGUAUACUCUAUGGCUGACAGGGCAAUAUUCUGAAGUUAACCCCUGCCUUAUUGAUCCUCCCUGGAAGUAAUAGUCAUCCAUAGGAAUGAAUGGUUAUUAUUCUACUUUUCACUUAGCCUAUCCAUCGCUUUAGCUAACUAGUAUAUACUUUACAGACAACCACCAAUAUGGAAAAUAGGUGCAAUAACUAUUUUAGAGUUUUAAAGAUGAGCUUUAGAUAUGUAGGCCUACUAAUAAUAAUAUUGUGGGGGAUCUAGUCUUGUCAGUGCACAGGCAUGGUUUAGGUAAUGUCAACACCACAGUAAUGCAUUUACCAAAUGAGGGGGAUUUGCAUUAACAAUAAAUAAAUAAACCAACUUA
Messenger RNA from Oncorhynchus kisutch (coho salmon), 4263 nucleotides. It is a transcript of the gene sirt4, whose product is annotated as sirtuin 4. The transcript has 4 exons. Bases 112 to 1050 code for a protein of 312 amino acids. The record is from RefSeq and is a predicted model, not a curated record. Lineage: Eukaryota; Metazoa; Chordata; Actinopteri; Salmoniformes; Salmonidae. Gene Ontology annotation, cellular component: mitochondrial matrix. Gene Ontology annotation, molecular function: NAD+ binding; histone deacetylase activity, NAD-dependent.